Molecule: messenger RNA, 731 nt
Organism: Tetranychus urticae (two-spotted spider mite)
Lineage: Eukaryota; Metazoa; Arthropoda; Arachnida; Trombidiformes; Tetranychidae
Product: peptidyl-tRNA hydrolase 2, mitochondrial
Cellular component (GO): cytosol
Molecular function (GO): peptidyl-tRNA hydrolase activity
Source: RefSeq, a predicted model, not a curated record
CAGCAUCAUAGUUACUAUAGAAACUACAAUAAAUUUGUUUUGACUUGAAAUUUGUGUGAAUUAUUUCGUUUUUCAUAUUUUUGUUAUUCAAAAGCUUAUUUAUCAUGUCAGUUAAUCAAGGAUUAUUUAGCGAUUUUAAUGUCGGUAUUUUCACUGGUUUAAGUGUUGGUCUGGCAAUUAGCUUUUAUUUUAAAUCUAGACCACUUUCAUUUGGUUUAGCUGAAAAUUUACGUCAAAUCGUUAUCGAGAGACAACCAAGGAGUCCUGAUGGAACAGGCGAGUAUAAAAUGGUUCUGGUUGUAAAUUCAAAAUUGAAAAUGGAAAAGGGUAAAACAGCUUCACAAUGUUGUCAUGCUGCCGUUUCAGUUUACACCAAGACUUUACUCAAAGAACCAUCCAAAAUUGACUUUUGGCUUGGUCAAGGAUCUAAAAAGAUUGCCCUCAAAGCUGUUGACGAUGAGCAUCUAGAAAAGAUUCAGAAAUUAGCUAAUGCAAGUGGAUUAAUAUCAACUUUAAUCCGUGAUCGUGGUUUGACACAAAUUUCCCCUGGAUCCAAAACAGUUCUUGGUAUUGGACCAGAUCAGGCAUCAUUAAUUAACAAGGUUGUUGGUGACCUCAAAUUGUAUUAGUAUCCUUUAACGUAAUAUUCAUAGUUAUUAAUUAAAUUAAAUCUUUCUUUAAUUGUUGCAUUGAUUUAAAAAAUCUAUUGACAUCUGCUAUUUUACUGUAAA